AUGGGGAGCCUGCCCAGCCGGGAGAAGACACUCAGCAUGACGCAAACGGCUGCCAGCACCAUGCAGCCACCACUGCCCACACAGGCAGUCCCCAGGGACUUCCUGGCCCUGUGUGAUUUCCCCUCCGGUGCAGGGGCAGCUGCCGUCCUGAGGAUGGGGGAGCAGCUCCGUGUCCUCUCGGAGGAUGGGGAGUGGUGGCUUGUGGCAUCUGAAGUGUCUGGCAAGGAGUGCCAUGUCCCCAGCAGCUGUGUGGCCAAGGUCAGGCACAGGUGGCUGUACGAGGGCAUCAGCCGGCAGAAGGCAGAGGAGCUGCUGCUCCGCCCAGGCAACCGCUGCGGUGCCUUCCUGAUCCGAGAGAGCCAGACUAGGCAAGGCUGCUACUCGCUGUCGGUGCGGCACGGCGGCGGCGGAGGCUGGCACUCGGUGUCGCAUUACCGCAUCCAGCGGCUGGACAACGGCUGGGUCUACAUCGCGCCGGGGCUCACCUUCCCCAGCCUGCACCGCCUGGUCGAGCACUACUCCGAGCUCGGCGAGGGACUGUGCUGCCCGCUGGGGGAGCCCUGCGCCGUGGACGAGCCGAGGCUGGCUCCUCUCCCUGCCAGGCCCGCGGCCGUGAAGAAGCCGUCACUCAAGUGGGACCAGAUCGACAGCUCCCUGCUGUUCGCAGCACCCACGGCCCCGCCGGACGAGGACUCCCCCAUCAGCCUGGGCCUGCGCGAAUCCAUCAGCUCCUACCUGCUCCUGGCUGAGACCGACGGCCCCGAGCAGGACCCUGCAGAGAAGGGGACAAAGACGAGCUGAGGGGAGUGCCCCAUUUGGCCACAGCCCUGCGGCGGGUGCCCGGCCCGAGCUCAGCCACCCUCGCUCACUGAGGCGGGGGGAGCUGGGCACCUUGACCUGGACGCCACCAGACAGCCGUGACCAAGGGAGGGACUAGCGGAGAGCAGUGCUGGAAGGAGCCACCCAAGGGCCCAUCCAUGCCCCAGCCAGGUGCUUCAGUGUUUGAGCACCCCAAGCAUCACCCAGGGGAAGAGAGAACAGAAGCUGUACAUGGAAGAAGCCCUGCUGCAGGCUGCGAGGCCCCCUCCCCCCCCCCCCCACCUCUGUACUCCCACAGCAGCAUGGACAUGGAACACAAAUGCCCUCGAAGCCAGAGCCUGACCCUUGCAGACUCAUCAGGUUCAUACAGAAACUGUUUUGGGAUGGGGGUGGUUAUGCAAGAUAGGCCCUGUGAGCAGCAGCCAGAGCUGCUCUCACCCCCCAUGAUUCACUCCUCUGGCUGUGUGAAGUAGUAGAGCACAGCCUGGAAGAAUCCAGCCUCUUACUGCACCCAAAGUAGCUGAGCUUAAACCUGUUAACAGCUGGAGUGUACUGGUUCCAUAAAACUUUGUCCUGCUGGACAGGCAGCAGCAAUCAUUUCUUACCCUUCAUUAAAGGGCACCUCCUUCACAGUGCAGGUGUUGUGAAUAAAGCCUGAGUGCAGCUGCCACCCACCACAGCCUGGGGGCUUUGCUCCUGUUGUGUCCAUCACACCCAGCCCUGCCAGCAGCAUCAUCCUUGUCCAACUCAGGGUGGAUUAAUGAGCACCAGAGGUUUAAAAAAGGUUUAGCCUCACAACUGCCCUUUCAUGAGCAGUGGGUGAAGAACUGGGUCCAAGCCAGGGCUAGGUGAACCAAAAUGGGAGAAUGCAGCACUUCGGUCCAACCCCAGUCUAAGAUAUACCUCUGGGUAAGAGGGGACCUGAAAAAGAGCAGGAAAGCCUCUGAAUAGCAACAGCCUGAGACCCUAGUCAGCAAAACCUGUCCUGGAGCAAGCACCCGAAUCAUCCCCUGUGGUGAGAACUGGUGCAGAAGUGAUUUUGCUGGCUGGUGACAGAGCAGAGGCUUCUGCAGCAGGACACCCUCCCCUUCUCUGCAGAUUUCCUGCCUUUGACACACUCGAGUCUCUUCAUUAUCAUGUCUGAGGAGCUUGCUCUUGCCACCCAUCACGGCUUUCUCGUUUCCUUACAUACCUGCUCAGCCCUUGGCCUCAAGCCUGGCUGUCUUCUCAGCACAGGACAUAGGUCAGGGUUUAUCCCUCAGCCUUGACCUUGCCUACAGCCAGCUGAGCCAGCUGCUGUCACCUGUGGCCCCCAGAGGCAGUGUUUGGCUCCCUUUGGGUUUGACAUUAAAUUGCACUGUGUAAACAAA
Messenger RNA from Pogoniulus pusillus (Red-fronted tinkerbird), 2189 nucleotides. It is a transcript of the gene SLA2, whose product is annotated as Src like adaptor 2. Lineage: Eukaryota; Metazoa; Chordata; Aves; Piciformes; Lybiidae. Gene Ontology annotation, molecular function: epidermal growth factor receptor binding; phosphotyrosine residue binding. Gene Ontology annotation, cellular component: nucleoplasm; cytoplasm; COP9 signalosome. Bases 1 to 801 code for a protein of 266 amino acids. The record is from RefSeq and is a predicted model, not a curated record. Gene Ontology annotation, biological process: regulation of MAPK cascade; signal transduction. The transcript has 7 exons.